AUGGAACUAUCAGACACGUGUGUUUGUUGUGAUGUCCAAGUUCGAUCCAACUGCAGUUCAUAUUGGUAUAUUUCACUCCGUGAUAGUCAAGUCAAACUACGAGUAGUCGGUGGUGAAAUUGGCGCAAGCUCUACAAUUGCCCCAAGAAUAGCCCCUCUGGGACUUCCAGCCAAGAAAGUGGCUGAAGACAUUGCAAAGUCGACAACUGACUGGAAAGGAAUAAAAAUAGCAGUCCAACUGCGAAUUCAGAACCGUCAGUACACCAUGACGAUCAUCCCCUCCUCUUCUGCACUAAUAAUGAAGAUUGUUAACACGACCAGAUUACAGGCCAAACUCGAAAGUGGAAAUUCUUUGAACGUGAAAAUGGAAUCGAUAUAA
Molecule: messenger RNA, 378 nt
Organism: Octopus sinensis (East Asian common octopus)
Lineage: Eukaryota; Metazoa; Mollusca; Cephalopoda; Octopoda; Octopodidae
Product: 60S ribosomal protein L12-A-like
Exons: 2
Coding region: 1-378 (125 amino acids)
Biological process (GO): translation
Cellular component (GO): cytosolic large ribosomal subunit; ribosome
Molecular function (GO): structural constituent of ribosome; large ribosomal subunit rRNA binding
Source: RefSeq, a predicted model, not a curated record